Messenger RNA from Hyla sarda, 4566 nucleotides. RefSeq names its product all-trans-retinol 13,14-reductase-like. Bases 75 to 1901 code for a protein of 608 amino acids. The transcript has 11 exons. Lineage: Eukaryota; Metazoa; Chordata; Amphibia; Anura; Hylidae. The record is from RefSeq and is a predicted model, not a curated record.
AUUCUCUGUGUAGAAGAGGAGAACCCUGACAGGCAGCUUCUCAUAGCUCCAGCAGCACACAGAUAGCCGCAGACAUGUGGCUUUAUGUUGUAGCCGGGAUCAUCUUCAUCUUCAUCGUCCUGAAGUCAUGGCUGGGAAACCGGGGUCCUAAUCCAUUUGCUGUGGACACCAGGAGACCCCCAGGACCUGUCGUGUUCGAUAAGGCAAUGAAGAGGAAAGUGAUUAAGAAUGUUUUCUCUCCUGAAAAAGUUCCGGAAAAGCUGGAUGCCAUAGUUAUCGGUAGUGGAAUUGGCGGACAGGGAGUAGCUGCCAUCUUGGCCAGAGCUGGAAAACGGGUGCUGGUACUGGAGCAACUGGGAAAACUCGGCGGCUGCUGCCACACCUUCAAUGAGAAGGGCUAUGAGUUUGAUGUGGGUAUUCAUUACAUUGGUCAGUUGAAUAAAGAGUCUCCAUUUCGGAUUUUGGUGGACCAGCUGACAGAUGGGCAGCUGCAGUGGUCUUUAAUGGACAAUCCAUUUGAUGUGGUGGUGCUGGGGGAUCCCAAAAAUGGCCGUCGGUAUAACAUGAGAACUGGGGCAGAAGCCUAUACUGAUGAACUGAAAAAAGCGUUUCCGGGAGAGGAGAAGGCGAUAGAAAAUUUUAUGAAGCUGGUUAAGAAAGUAUCUGGCCGGACGCAAGACAUGGUCAUCCUGAAGAUGCUCCCUUUGCCAAUCUCCCGCUUCUUGUGUCGUACUGGUUUGGUGAAUCGGUUCUCCCCGUUUUUCCGCUAUGCUUCACGCAGUGUGUCUGAGGUUGUCGGCGAAUUCACCAAGAAUAAAGAAUUACAGACUGUACUCAGCUACAUAUUCGGGACAUACGGUGUGUUCCCAAACAAGGCCAGCUUUUCCCUACAUUCCAUUCUGAUCGAACAUUACCUGCGUGGAGCCUGGUAUCCAACUGGUGGUGCCAGUGAAAUCACUUACCACCUCGUGCCCACAAUUGUGAAGGCUGGAGGAGCUGUUCUAUCAAGAGCAACUGUGGAGCAGAUCCUGGUAAAUGGUGACAAAAGAGCUUGUGGUGUCAGUGUCAGAGGGAAGGGUAUGGACCCCAUGAAUAUUUUUGCACCUAUUGUAAUUACCGAUGCUGGGAUCUUUAACACAUACGAGAAGCUUCUACCUCCUGAGAUUAAGUCAAUGCCAGAGAUCCAGUCUCAGCUGGGCAUGUUUCAACAUGGAAAAGGGGGAUUCAGUCUCUUUGUUGGGCUUAAAGGCAAUAAAGAAGAACUCAACCUUCCUGCCUCAAACUACAUCUACAUUCCGGACACAGACCUGCAGAAACUGGAGAAAAACUAUUACAAUGCUUCUGUUGACGAUGCUCCACAGCAUCUUCCAAUGUUAUAUAUUUCCUCCCCUUCUGCUAAAGAUCCGACCCAUGAGGAACGAUGUCCAGGAAAAUCCACUCUGACCGCACUGACAUUCACACCUUACGAGUGGUUUGAGGAGUGGAAGAAUAAGAAGGUACAGAAACGAGGACAAGACUAUGAGAGUGUGAAGAAUGCAUUUGCUGAGGCCAUGUUGGAGACCACCAUCCAGCUCUUCCCUCAAAUUAAAGACAAGAUUGACUGCUACACCAGCGGAUCUCCUCUAACUAAUGAACAUUACCUUGGUGCCCCACGAGGAGAGUUUUAUGGAGCAGAACAUGAUAUUGCCAGGAUGAGCCCUGAAACUGCGCUCGCCAUUAGACCUGAAACUCCCAUCAAGGGCCUUUACCUGACAGGUCAAGAUCUUCUUCUAUGUGGAUUUGCUGGGGCUCUAAAUGCAGCAGUUAUAUGCGCCUCUGAAAUCUUAGGACGCAACCUCUUUAUAGAUCUCAUGAAACUACGACGACAGGUCUUGCAAAACAAGUCUAAAAAGGCUGAAUAGUUGAUGGGACCCCAAAACUGCUGCAAAGGGAAAUGUUAAAAGGGACCUUGAAAAUAGGACUGACUAAAAAAAAAAUGGGCAUAAACUGGACAUGUCCAUUGGGAGUUACAUGAAGGGGCUUGUGCUACCUAUGCUAUGGUAAAAUCCCAAUCUUUCUUGAGCUGUAGACUGUAUGGGCUGUAAAUCCAUACAAAAGAAAAGGGACAGUGUUAUGGAGCUUCAGAACAAGAGGUGUCAUUUGGAAGCCAUUAUAAUUGUUAGCUUUUUGCACUGGAUAUGUUUAUCAGACUUUACAAUACUACUAUAUUGAUUACAGCCAUCUGUAUUAUAUGACUUUAUGCCGAUAAAUAUGGUGACUUGACUGCUCUGGGUUUGGCAUAGUCUUCUAAAGACCCAGCUAGGCCUAUAUUAGAUGACACAAUGCACUUCAGUGUAAGUCUGUAGGGACUUGCACAUUUCAAGACCUUCUGCUCAGAAUGACUGUAACUUCUGUCAUCUCAUGUUCUUUUAGUAAAUCAUUUCAUUAAAUAUAACAUAACAAUGCUGGCUGUGUCCCCACAGUCCAUUGUGCAUUAUGUGCCCUCAGUGCUAAAUGAUAUAGAGAUAGGAACUGCUUAUGUAAAAUAUAUUCAUUUAUUAAUUUCCAGGAUGAAUAACAGAGGAACAAUACAAUAAUAGAACAGUAGAAUUCUAAGACUAAGAUGACCCAGAUUUGUUGUAUGGGGAAUGCAAAGAUUUACUAAAACAGACAUGUCAUGGAGCUGAAGGCUCCUCUUUAGGACAGCGGAAGCCAUCAUACAUUUUGGGUUAAUGUGCCUUGACCAUGGUCUAAAUCUCUUGGCCAUAAUCACUAUCCACCCCAGGUCUUAGUGCUUUAUAAAUGUAAACCCUUCCUACACAGUCAUACAUGCUGCUAGCAGGGUCUAGUAGGCUUCCGGUCAAUUUUACACUGACAUAGACCUAAUAUACUGUAAUACAGAUCACAUAGCUAGUUGUACUAAAAAAAAAUGGAUAGAAAAUAUAAAAAAAGGUUAAAAAGAAUGUUACCACAAUAUUUUAAUAGGAGGAAAAGUAAAAAUAAUAAGAAAUAAUAAAAAUCUAUACACAAUUGGUAUCUCUACAUAAUGUGAAUGCCAUAAACAAAACAAAAAAUAGAUACUGGAAUAAAAUCUUCAUUAAGAAGUCCUAUAUACCUGAAAAUGGAACAAAUAAAAACUACAAAGCUUUGCAAAAACAGUAAAACCUAAAGAUUGUAUAAGGCCAUGUUCAAAUAUAGGGGAGAUUUAUCAAAAUCUGUUCGGAGGAAAAGUUGCCCAUAGCAACCAAUCAGAUCGCUUCUUAUAGUUUGCAGAUGCCUUUUAAAAAAAUGAAAGAAGCGAUCUGAUUGGUUUCUAUGGGCAACUCAGCAACUUUUCCUCUAAUCAGGUUUUGAUAAAUCUCCCCCAUUGUAUUUUGGUCACCAAAAGACAGCAGAGGAACUAACAUGUUUCCAAAGACCACUGAUGGUGGCUGGACACGUUUAGUGGAAAUGUCCCCCAAUAUAUUCCUUUUGGAGUAAAGUCAUUGAUAUGGAGUAAAGUCAAGACUACAAGCAAGGCAAUUCCUAAGCCCCCCUUCUCCCGUCUAUACUUCCGGUUUCCUCAAUCUCUUUAUAGAUUACACUUAGGAGUGGUAAGAACUAGUAUAUUAAGACUAUGAAAGAAUGUUGUAAACCCCCCCCCCCCCCCCCUCUGUUUUCUUUAAUGGUUUUAGGAAAUUAACCAUUUACAUAGAAUGGAGAAUCAGUAAUUGAUGGCCGUCAAUAAUAUUUGCCCAGAAAAACCCUUUUACUAGCCAAACUAGAUAAUUUCCCUAAAGGGUUAAUUUAUUCAAAGUGCCUUACUGUCCCUGGCGAUGUCCCGGCACAUAUCAUUGUUGGUUUUCAUUGACUUUUAUGGAUCCCAGCAGUCACGAUUGUAUUAGAUUGCCCAAAACUUGCAACUAGUUUCAACUUCCGGACCGCUGGUGUAUUGCUGAGUGAAAAAUGAUGUAAAUAGAAAAACAUUUUAUAACAGUUGUUUAAAUGGUCACAAUGGGAAAUUUCUUAUUUACAUAUAAUUAUUUACUAAUGAAAAUCUCACUCAAAAUUCUUUAUAUUAAUAAAAAUGAUAAUAAUAAUGGACAUUGUUAGAUUGUGUGUUCCUUCUUGUAUACAUGAUGCUCCUCAGAAAGGCCCUUAGGCCUAUUGUUGUGCUGCGGCUUUGUGCUAAAAAAAAAUCUCCCAUUAUUUUACACUCAAUACCCAUAAUGAGAAUGUAAAAACAGAAAUAUUUGCAAAUAAACAGAUUUAAACAGAUAUAACUUCCUAUGGUCUAUAAGUAUUCAGACCCUUUGCUACGACACUUGAAAUUUAGCUCUGGCUCCUCCUAUUUCUCUUGAUCAUCUCUGAGAUGUUUCUUCACACUGAUCGGAGUCUCCUGUGGUAAAUUCAGGUGAUUGGACAUGAAUUGAGAAGACACAGCCCUGUCUAUAGGGUCUCACAGCUGACAAUGUAUAUCAGAGCAAAGUCCAAGCCAUGAGGGAGAAAGAACUGCCGGUAGAGCUCAGAGACAAGAUUGCGUGGAGACAGAUCUAGAGAAGGGGACAAAACAUUUCUGCUGCACUGAAAGUUCCCAGAAGCACAGUG